Messenger RNA from Camelina sativa (false flax), 2154 nucleotides. Lineage: Eukaryota; Viridiplantae; Streptophyta; Magnoliopsida; Brassicales; Brassicaceae. The record is from RefSeq and is a predicted model, not a curated record.
AUGGAUGUAGCAUCCAGGGUUCAAAGACUCUUACGAAGUUCGUGGGAUGAGAGACUGAACACUUUGGAAGCUCUUAAAAGCUUGCAAAAGACGCUCAAGCGGUGGAACAGGAAAGUUUUUGGAGAUAUUCAGAAGCGUAAGGAGGGAUUAAUGCGGGAGAUAAAACUGGUUCAAGAUUCCCUGGAUCAUACACAAUCUGAUGAUCUUCUCAAUAAGGAGGAGGGCCUACUUAAGGAGUUUGAGGCUGUCUUGGAGCAGGAGGAGACGCUAUGGUUUCAGAAGUCAAGAGAGAAGUGGAUUGUGGAUGGGGACAGAAACACUACGUUCUUCCACACCUCUACCAUUAUACGUAGGAGAAGAAACAAAAUUGAGAUGCUGAAGGAUGAUACCGGUUGUUGGAUUUUGGAUGCGGGGGAACUUGAGAAGUUGGCUCUUGCGUACUAUCAACGGCUUUAUUCUUUAGAGGACUUAGAUGCAGUGGUCCCAGCUUUACCAAUGGAGAGAUUCAUUCCCUUGUCUUAUGAUGAGAAGAUCAGGUUAAACAAACCGUUUACGAAAGAAGAGGUGGAGAGUGCUGUCCGAAGCAUGGGAAGUUUUAAAGCCCCAGGCCCAUAUGGCUUUCAACCGGAAGCUAAUGACGCUAUUGUAGUACUCAUCCCAAAUGUGGGGAAGCCGGAGAAGAUCUCACAGUUUUGCCCUAUCAGUCUUUGUAAUGUUCUAUUCAACACCAUUACAAAGGUGAUGGUGGCGAGGCUGAAGGAGGUGAUGAUGAAGCUUAUAGGCCUUGAGCAGACUAGUUUUAUGUCGGGGCACCUUAUCACGGAUAAUACUGUGGUGUGUGUGACUGAUCCUUCCAUGUGCUUGCUGUGGAAUGGGGAAAGGACGGAGUCAUUUAAGCCACUUCGUGGGCUACGUCAAGGGGACCCCCUGUCACCAUAUCUUUUUAUGCUAUGUUUGGAACGCCUUUGCCACUUGAUUGAUACGUCUAUUCGGGAGAAGAAAUGGAAGCCAAUUAAGCUAUUAGUUUAUGGUCCGCGGUUAUCUCAUAUUUGCUUUGCUGAUGAUUUGAUACUGUUUGCUGAGACUUUUCUUGCUCAAAUCAAGGCUUAUAAGGGGAGUUCUGGAGAGAUUCUGUGUCGCCUCGGGUCAGAAGAGAGGGUUUCAUCUAAAUUAUCGGGUUGGAAGGGACGCUCUUUGAGCUUUGAUGGAAGGAUCACACUGACUAAAACGGUGCUUUCAUCAAUCCCUGUGCAUACAAUGAGUAUUAUCAAGCUACCACAAGCUACACUUGCGAAGCUAGAUAGCAUGUGUAAGUCUUUCUUAUGGGGGAGUACGGCGGAUAAGAAGAAGCAGCAUCUGCUUGCUUGGGACAGAGUGUGCUUACCUAAGGUGGGGGAUGGCCUUGGUUUGAAUCACGCAAAGGAGAUGAAUGUAGCUCUUUUGGCGAAAAUAGGAUGGAGAUUGCUUCAUGAUAAUACUAGUCUUUGGGCACGUGUGGUUCGGAGCAAAUACAAAGUUGGAAACAUUCAUGAUCGGAGCGGGAUGGUGGCUAAAGGGAACUGGUCCUCUACUUGGCGCAGUAUAGGGCUUGGUCUCAGAGAGCCUUUAGCGGAGGUGAGUAUAAGGGCGUUGUCAGUGGAACAGCAGAGCCUCUCUGUUCGGGAUUACUGGUCUGAUGAAAGAGGUUGGGAUUAUACGAACCUGAGUCCUUUUCUUCCCGAGGAGGUUCAACUCAGUCUCCCAUUGAUGGUUGUGGACACUGUUACCGGAGCUAGGGACCGUUUAGCGUGGGGGGACACGACUGAUGUCUCGGAGGUGGGAGUAUGGUAUACGACAUUUGCCAUUGCAGUUUGGUGGGGAUGGAAGUGGAGAUGUGGUAAUGUUUUUGGUGAUAAUAGAUUGUGCCGUGAUCGAAUUCGUUUCCUUAAAGACCUGUGGAAAGAGGUCUCUGCAGCCAAUAUGAGAAGGAUGGCACAGCGUAAUGUUGUGGAGAGGGUGGAGAGAAGGAUUAGUUGGGUUGCUCCGACAGUGGGUUGGUUCAAGAUAAACACUGAUGGAGCGUCUCACGGCAACAUUGGCCCUGCUACAACAGGAGGAGUGUUGCGAAAUUUUGCAGGUGAAUGGUGUGGAGGGUUUUCGCUUAACAUUGGUUGA